CAUGGUCCGGUCUUGCAAGUUCUUACCACGCGUAGCCUAGUCGACUAGUCGUGCUCUCUCAGCUCGUCAUUUCCACACACUCCCUGUCUCUCGUCGCCUCGUCCUCUCUCUCUCUCUCCGGCGGCUCCAUGCCCUAGGCCUCUCCUAUUGAUCGCCGCCACACAGCAAUCAUAAAAUUGAAUAGAAAUUUCACGGUAUCUGGGGCCGCAGUUGCUUUUGCUGCAGGCUAUGAUCAGCUCUUGCUUUCUUCUUCAUAAGAAAAGUGGCUUGCUCAAUUUCUUCUGAGUUCUGCUUUUCCAUUUUGGAACUUGUAAUCUAAGGAUGAUCAUCUGCCAUAUUGUUUUUGUGAAGAAAUCAAGUCUAAUAGAAUUCGUCCACUCUUGUUCCAACUGAUCAGUUGAAGCUUGGUUAAAUUUCUACUUUAGGAAAUGGAUCGGCGUGACACUUCUGGAUUUGUUAGUGGGGGUGGGAUGGACUCUUUUAGAGGCAUCUAACCCUAGUUUUGUAGCUAAUUUUCUUCUCCUCGGAAGUUGGGCAGACUGUUCUGUUGCAAUUGAGAUUAGUUUUGGUAGCAUUUUAAAUAUCAAGCUUUUAUUUCAUGGACACUAGGUCCUGGUACUUGGAGUUUAAUCCAAAUCAUGAUUCUUCUAAUGCAUUCAAGAUUCUGGGAAAUUCGGUUCAAGUUGGUGGAGCUGGAGCUGAAUAUGACAUGGAUACUGUUUUACGGCUUGAUUCCCCUGGUUCUUCUGUACCUUGCAUGCCCAGCUCAAAGGGAAUCAAAAGGAAGUGGUGUUUUAUGAAUGGUUCUACUGGCCAGCAAGUUGGCUCUUCAUUGUCCCUUGGGCUAGGACGUUCAUCCAGUUCCUCCGACAGCAAGGGAAGUUCAGCAACUGCUUGCACUACAAUGUCUUCAGCCAAAGAAACUGAUGAGGAAUCAUCAAUGGAUCUUGAAUUGGACUUCUCGCUUCAUAUCGGUGGUGAUAAAGUACCCAGUCCAAAGGAACCCCGUAGUUCAAAUUUGAAACCACUGGAAUCGCUGUCUAAGGUUGGCUUGGAGUUAAGUCUCUCUACUGGACCCACUGAAUCUGACAUCACUAGUGUCCAUCCUGGAUCUACUCCGCUUCAAUUGGGCAUGGAGAUGUCACAAAUUGUUGGCGUGGCCCAACAUGCCGAUGAAGGAUCAACCUCAUGUCGUUGGAAACCAGGAAUUGUCUUUCCUCUACAGACUCCAAUUGACACACGGCCUAGCGUCCUUUUCAACGAUCCAACUCCUAUUUUUCCAGACCUCUCAUCAACUAUAUUAACACCGCCAAAAAGCUCAGUCACCUGUACUUCCGGGAUAACACAGCAACAACAAUCACAACAUCGUGGCAGUAGUUCUAAGACAUGCCAAGUUGAGGGAUGUGGAAAGGGAGCCAGAGGUGCUUCAGGCCGUUGUAUUUCUCAUGGUGGUGGUCGGAGGUGCCAAAGACCUGGUUGCCCCAAGGGAGCUGAGGGUAGGACUGUCUACUGCAAGGCCCAUGGGGGUGGUCGGCGAUGUGAAUACCUUGGUUGCACAAAGAGUGCAGAAGGGCGCACAGAUUUCUGUAUUGCUCAUGGUGGUGGACGGAGAUGUAGUCAACAGGGUUGCACUCGAGCUGCCAGAGGAAAAUCAGGAUUGUGUAUCCGGCAUGGUGGUGGCAAGAGAUGUCAAAAAGAAAAUUGCACAAAGAGUGCAGAAGGCCUCUCAGGUCUUUGCAUCUCACAUGGAGGUGGCCGACGAUGCCAAGCUGCCGGAUGCACUAAAGGUGCACAAGGGAGCACAAUGUUUUGCAAGGCCCAUGGUGGGGGCAAACGCUGUACGGCCCCAGGUUGCACCAAGGGUGCUGAGGGGAGCACACCUUUUUGCAAGGGCCAUGGUGGAGGGAAAAGAUGUGCAUUCCAAGGUGGUGGGUUUUGUACAAAGAGUGUGCAUGGAGGAACUAACUUCUGUGUAGCACAUGGGGGUGGUAAGAGGUGUGCUGUGCCCGAGUGCACAAAGAGUGCAAGGGGGAGGACAGAUUAUUGUGUCCGUCAUGGUGGGGGCAAGAGAUGCAAGUUUGAAGGGUGCGGCAAAAGUGCACAAGGCAGCACCGAUUUUUGCAAGGCACAUGGUGGAGGAAAAAGAUGUUCUUGGGGCCAUCUUGGAUCAGAAUAUGGCAUCCAUUCCAGUGGUCCUUGUAACUCCUUUGCCAGGGGCAAAUCAGGUCUCUGUACUCUCCAUAGCGGCCUGGUACAGGAUAAGAGGGUUCAUGGUGGUGCUACCCUGGGACCUAUGGUUCAGGAUCCCAAUCUUAACCAGCAAGGGAGAGAGGUCAUCACUAGGGACAUGAAUGUUGAUGUUCUGAACAUAGGGAACAAUAUGGGAGCUUUGGCGGGCAGAACUUAUUCUGAUUCGAAGCAAUUUGGAGUCCCAAUUGCUCAAAUCUCAGUCGGGGAAGGGAACCUCUCAUCGGUGCCGGUAUAUCUUCCAGAAGGUAGGGUGCAUGGGGGGAGUCUGAUAGCAUUGCUGACAUCCAGUUCUGGUCUUGGCUCAAGCAGUGGUUAAGGCGUAGUUAUUGUUUCAUCCGAGCCAAUGAAAUCUUUUCAUGAUGUGUCGUGACUAUCCGUAUGGCUAUUGCUCCCCCUUGUUCUUGAUAUGGUCUUGGCGGUUGGUGGAGUUGCUCAGCUCGUUUGUGUCCUCUUAGUUUUUUCAGUGGUUUGAUAAUUACUCGGAGUUCUCAUUCCUCGGUUCAAAUGGAGAGAAGAGAACCCUUCAAUGAUAUUUAACAGUUGGGGAAACCUAGCUAGGAGAAAGUUGGCGUUUUGAGUCAGGUCUUGGGCGUUCUUUCCUGUAAAUAUUAAUAGUUGUCUGUGCAGUAGGUUAUUGUGAAUACAGGAUACCACCUGUAAUUCGGUCAGUUAGAUCAGACAAUUGUGGUUGUAAUAAAGCCUUUAUGGGGUCAUAUUGUGUUUCAUCGUUUCCUGGUUGUACAUUACUCUCUAUGUUUUUAAUUAAUUGGUCGUCUUUCUAUUUUAA
Messenger RNA from Carya illinoinensis, 3037 nucleotides. RefSeq lists its product as uncharacterized. The transcript has 3 exons. Lineage: Eukaryota; Viridiplantae; Streptophyta; Magnoliopsida; Fagales; Juglandaceae. The record is from RefSeq and is a predicted model, not a curated record. The coding region runs from base 599 to 2566 and encodes 655 amino acids.